Physcomitrium patens is the source of this 6185-nucleotide messenger RNA. Lineage: Eukaryota; Viridiplantae; Streptophyta; Bryopsida; Funariales; Funariaceae. The record is from RefSeq and is a predicted model, not a curated record.
CCCUGAACCUUCUUCAUUCGUUCCCCGCGCUGUUGCUGUUGCCCUGAACCUUCUUCAUUCGUUCUCCGCGCUAUUGCUGCUACUUCGACUGUUAUCCGACAGUCAGUGGUGGUGUUGUUAGCUUCUUUGCGACCUUCUGGCUGUGUUACCGCCACCGCGAUGAGCUGAGUCCGGAAUUUGUCUCAUCAUGGACGAUGAGCUUCAGCGGAGGUCUACCUUGCUGCGAGAUGUCGGGCCGUUGGAACUGUUGGUGCUUCGGGACGUUGUGAGGAUGGCGUGAGGGGAGUGAUUGUGGCGCCCCCGUAUUCGAUUCGCCUGCCCUAGAAUUCGGCUAAGGAAGCUUCUCAGUGGGUGGCUGGCUUGCCACUGGACUUGUUCAGUGCGAAGAAUUCAACAAUGUUGGCACGUGGUUUUGUUUGGUAGGCGCAGGUUUGUGUGUGACUGGUGGUGACGGAAGCCUAGCUCUCCCUGCAGUGGUGUAUGCAAACCUGGUUUCUGGGUUCCAAGAGCUUGUGCGCGGUGUUGUGAAGAGCAGCGGGGUGAUUCUCAUUCAAGGUCUGGAAGCCGAAGGCUCAGCAUCUAAAUCCUCUCAUUUGAAAUGAGUAAAAGUCGAUUAUUAUCCUCGGACAUUGAAAUUUAGACUUCAUUUGGCAGCUUGUCACGGGUAAUCCUUUAUACGAUUGCGUUCUGGUCACCCUCAACCGAUGUUGUCUUCUAUCAUUCAAUAUUGACAGAGCACAAGCUGCAAGUGCAUUGCGUACCCUUUCGCUCGUUUUUAUAAUUUUUUCCCCCUCCCCCCUUAAACUCCCGGCGGUUGGUCCCAACUUGGGGCUACUCAUUUUCUUCUGAGGAACUUGAAUCAAAGAAAAAACGGGAAAAAAGUCUGCUUAUCUUUAACGCUGGAACGUGGAAAUGCUCGGACCUCGUGAGAUAUGGGCGCCUUGUGCCGCCCGUUCGGUCGUGCAAUGGCGCCCCCCUGAUUUCCCGGUUUCUUGGUGAGAAAGUCAGCAUUCACGAAGUGGAGGUUCUUUAGGUCCUUCUCUGCGAGGUGAAUGGCUUUUCCUUAGUACCUUGGGGUGAACACUCGUUUGCUCCUCAUGAAAGCGGCUCCAUAGCAUUUUGAGUUUUGAACGUGGCAGAUGCCGAGGAUGACUUGGAUGCUCCGACGUAGAUGCGGUGGAGGAUUACGGUGGGCUUUCACUACAGAGAAUGGCAUUAAGAGAUACAGUACUUUGUAGGGAGCGGUGUAUGGAUAGCAUGGGGGGAGGACACUUAGGUCCGCUCGAUGCGCCGCAUGUCGUUUCAACCCUUCCGCAGAACAUGAUCGAAGAUUUAAGUAGAAGGAACCAGAUCGAGGAUGUACUCCAGCUCGCAGAAGAAGAUGAGGGGCGCUGUGCUAACGAACGCGGGGUGUCCUUCCUUUCCAAUACCUCUUACCUCUGUGACUUGCGUCAUGAUAUUGACGAAGCCAGUGUGGCGGCGUCUGAAACUGGCGUUGUUUCGAGGUGGAGAAUGAAAGAUCGAAGUGUAAUAUUUCCACAAAGAGAGUCUUUAAAUUUUAGCUUUAACUUAAUUGCUCAUCACAUAAUUUGUACGUUGGAUGCUCCCAGAACUCAUUGUCAAUUCUUUUAUACAACUUCAUUUUCUAGUUUGUGCAUAGUAUGCGUGAUAGUUGCGUGCCAACUUUUAUAUAAGUGUACAAUUUUUAUUUAUUUGUUAUUUUUGAUAUUCUCUUUUUAAUUAAAAAAAUAAAAAAUAUUUUAGAGUGAAAGCAAGUUUUCCUCGAUGGAAUUUCCAAGGAGUGGAGAUUUGUCGCUGGAUACAUUUUCAUGGUACUUCUGAUUGAGUAUAUAUAUCCUCAAGAUGAAAACUGGAUGGGUCGCAUUGUGUUUGUGCUUGAACAUUGGAGUGGAUCCACCGGAUGUUAUUAAAAUCUCACCUUGCGCCCGACUGGAAUGCUGGAUAGAUCCAUUCUCAACCGCCUCUGUGAAAGCUUUAGAAGCAAUUGGGAAGAACCUGCAAACUCAGUAUGAGCGGUGGCAGCCCAGGGCGCGCUACAAGGUCUCUUUAGAUCCUACUGUCGAAGAUGUAAAAAAAUUGUGCCUAAGUUGCAGGAAGAAUGCGAAGGGCGAAAGAGUACUGUUUCAUUAUAACGGUCACGGUGUUCCAAGACCAACAACUAAUGGAGAGAUUUGGGUAUUCAACAAGAAUUUCACUCAAUACAUACCGCUUUCAGUUUACGAACUGGAGUCGUGGCUUGGAAAUCCUUGCAUUUAUGUGUUCGAUUGCUCAGCAGCUGGCAUGAUUGUGAAUGCGUUCUGCGAGCGACCUGAGUGGGGUCUUGGGGGUGCAUCUUCGAAUUCUCUGAAAGAUUGCAUAUUAUUAGCUGCUUGUGGAGCAAAUGAAACACUUCCUCAGGAUACGGAGCUGCCAGCUGAUGUCUUUACUUCCUGUCUUACAACCCCGAUCAAAAUUGCUUUGAGAUGGUUCUGUCCACGAUCUUUACUUCGCUUAGAUCCUGAGCUUAUCGACCAGAUACCCGGUCGUCAGAAUGAUAGGAAAACUCCUUUGGGGGAGUUGAAUUGGAUAUUUACUGCUAUAACUGAUACAAUUGCAUGGAACGUGCUGCCGCGAGAGCUGUUUCAGCGGUUGUUCCGGCAAGAUCUUCUUGUUGCCAGCUUGUUUCGGAAUUUCUUGCUGGCUGAACGUAUUAUGAGGUCUGCUAACUGCUGUCCGCAGUCAUAUCCUCGCUUGCCCCCCACGCAUCAACAUCCUAUGUGGCAUGCGUGGGAUAUGGCAGCUGAAGUUUGUCUUUCACAGUUGCCAACAUUGUUGAACGAUCCUGAGAACGCUGAAUUCCAGCCUAGUCUUUUUUUUACGGAGCAAUUGACAGCUUUUGAAGUUUGGUUGGAGCAUGGCUCUGAUAGGAAAAAGCCACCAGAGCAGCUUCCCAUUGUUCUGCAGGUGUUACUUAGUCAAUCUCAUAGAUUUCGAGCUUUGGUACUUUUGGGCCGAUUUUUGGACAUGGGAGCGUGGGCUUUGGAUUUGGCUUUGUCUGUAGGAAUAUUCCCCUAUGUCCUUAAGCUGCUGCAAGCAACGGCUACUGAUUUGCGGCAAAUUCUUGUAUUUAUAUGGACAAAGAUUCUAGCUCUUGACAAGUCGUGUCAGGUUGAUCUCGUCAGGGAUGGUGGUCACCCGUACUUCGUACAAUUUCUUGAUAGUCCUGAUAUCCAUGCGGAGCAGCGGGCUAUGGCUGCAUUUGUUCUGGCAGUCAUUGUUGAUGAUUACCAACAUGGUCAGCAAGCUUGUAUUGAGGCUGGAUUAAUCACCAUUUGCCUCUCACACAUACAAGCAGCUAUAAAUAUACAGGCAUCUCCAAACGCUCCAUCGCCUGAACCCUUGCUGCUCCAGUGGCUUUGUCUUUGUUUGGGUAAGCUUUGGGAUGGAUCUGCUGAAGGGAUCGACUUAGCUCUACGUGAACAUGCACCGACUAUUCUCGGUAGAGUUCUUUCUGAGCCGCAGCCUGAGGUUAGAGCUGCGGCUACAUACGCGUUGGGGACCCUUAUUAAAGUCGGAGCAGACGGGUUUUCCUCAGAAGAAACCGAAAGCGAUGCGGAUGGGGAUAGUCUAACUGCGGAGCAACAGAUGGCAACUAUUCUCCUAAAAGUUUUGUGUGAUGGAAGUCCACUUGUUCGAGCUGAGCUUGCAAUAGCGAUGGCACGUCUGGCUUCCUCACACAACAAGAUGUUCCGUCAGUCUGCUGCAGCUUACUUAAAACCUCCUUCCCAUGCAGCAGUUCUGCCAACCUAUGGAGCUGGUUACAGGAACCCAGUGUACCCUUACCCGGCACAACUUGGUCAUUCUGGUUCAUAUCUAGACAUCGACCAGGGUCUUCAGAGUUUGGAGGAGGGAAUACCCUACCGACCAGUUGUGCGCAUUGUCCGUACUAGUGGGUCCUCGGCAGGGUCACCAGCAUCUGCAGGACACUCCCCUUCGUCUGAUGACCCGGUGUUCAGAGAAUCCAGUGGCACUGCUGCUAGCAAUGAAGGGUCCCGGCUAUGGAGACGAUCAGAAGCUGGCAGUGUCUACGUGCAGUGCAUCAUGGCUGUGUAUGCGCUGGCUAGAGACUCUUUCCCUCGCGUGGCUAGUCUGGGUCGGAAAGUCUUGAGGUUAAGUGGAGUUGAUGCAGCACAAGUUGUGGUACCCUCAAGAGCUAAUGGUGGUGUCAGUUACCUGCGAAAUACACCUGUAGCUGCUCUUCCUCCUACCCCUCCUGUUGCUGGCAUAUUGCAUAGGUCUACUUCUUGGGUGGCUUCUGCUUCAGGAAACCUUGCAAGCACUUGGCGAAUCUCAACGCCACCUCCCAGCCCUCCUACUCGACCACCGUUUCUUGCAGGUCCUAGUAGUAGUCUUAGACGUGUAGCAUCUAUGGAUAUUUCUUCAGCAUUGAGCGGAACUUGGGAUUCCUCCAGACCGGCAGUUCGAAUCGCUGGAGAUAUCGCUGCCCAUACUUCAUCUCCCAUUCUCAACACAUCGACACCUGGUCUAGCCGAUGCAGCUGGGAUGUCGACGUUUGGACUUUCAGCAGUCUCUUUGGAGGCAGGUCCAAGUGGACCCCUGUUGCCAGAAUCAUUCAUUUAUAAGUGGAGUUGUGGACACUUUUCUCGGCCAUUGUUAGAGCCCUAUCACGAUGAUGAAGAAGAGAUAUUAGCCCGCCGGGAAAUGAGAGAGAAAGAAGCGAUCGAAGGCAUUGAAAGGUGUCAGCAAUCAUGUGCAAGCAAAGUGACUGAUGAGAUUGGCAGUUGGGAUACUGGGUCUGAAGUUGGAACCAAAGCAGUGCUUAUGCACCCCUUCAAGCCUUUGGUCUGUAUUGCAGAUGGGAACGAGACAAUCAGGAUAUUGGAUUACGACUUAGGCGAAGUUGUAAACACCUUUGAAAACCAUAAUGCCCCAGACAAAGGGGUCUCCAGGCUUUGUUUGCUCAACGAGUUGGAUGAUAGUUUAUUGCUUGUUGCUUCAAGUGAUGGGAUUGUAAGGGUGUGGAAAGAUUAUACACAGAAGGGCAAGCAUCGCCUUGCGUCUUCAUGGCAGGCUGUGCAGGGGCACAGACCUGGUGCUCGAGGUAUCAGUGCUGUGGUAGAUUGGCAACAAAUGACGGGCUUUCUGUAUGCAACGAGUCAAAUCUCUAGUAUCUUGGUAUGGGAUCUCGAUCGGGAGCAGCUAGCCUCCAGCAUUCCUACUCAUUCGGAUAGUUAUGUGUCUGCUAUGGCUGCGUGUCAGACGCACAAUUCCCAUGUGCUCACUGGAUGUGCUGAUGGUUCUGUGAGGGUUUAUGACAUUCGUUCUACAGAAAUGCUUGUUUCUGAAAUGAAACCACAUGCUACAAAAGUUGUAGGUCUUGAUUUUCUGUCUGGGGGUGAUGACCUCAAGAUGAUCUCAGCCUCACAAUCUGGAGAUUUAAAGAUGCUAGAUAUAAGGAAGAGUUCAGAACCCUAUCUGGAGGUGGAUGCACUCAAAGGCAACUUGACCUCCAUAGCUGUUCACCGCUAUGCCCCUGUGAUUGCAACAGGAUCAGGCAAGCAACGAAUCAAAACUUUCAGUACGAGCGGGGAGCAGCUCAGCGUGGUUCGUUAUCACACCAGCUUUCUAGGCCAAAGCAUUGGUGCAGUCACAUCCUUAUGCUUCCACCCUUACAAUGUGUUACUAGCUGCGGGAGCAAGCGACUCAAUGAUUUCUAUCUAUGCCGGGGAAAGCAUUUAAGGAGAAUGAUAUUUGUCCAUGAUUGAGACUAAUGGGGUUCUUUUAAACGUGAUUCUGAGGAGUUUUACCCCUUGAGUCGGAGCCGCACCUGGUUUUUUGACGUGCGGUUCUGUGUCUUUACAUCUUUUUUCUCUUUUUAUUUUUAUUUUCCUAUUUAUCUCAUUAGAGGAAUAUUAGUUCUGGAGAGAGACGGUAUUAUGUCUCGGAGGGAGGCCACAUGUAUUUUUAUACAUCCAUUGAAUCUAGAUGUACUGCAAUUGCGUUUCACUUACAAUUUCUUAUCUUGAGAACUUAAUAGCUGGGAAGUAGUCAUUUUAGUUGACUGCUUCACUAAAAGAUCAAAAUUGUCCUGUUAAUUUGUAGGACUAAACUGUUCAAUUUAUGAUAUCUGUGGAUUUUAGAAUCAAAUUCAGUUGUGUCGUCCA